AGGACCUGUGGUAUUAUUGAACGGUGAACUUUUUUUAUGGGAUGUUCCUCAGGGAGUUGGUAAUGGAUACGAUAGAGGUAAUUUAGGUGGCGUGUUUGAUGGGUGGAAAGAGGAUUUUCUAAAAAUAUUCGAAGUCAUUAUACCAAGGCCCGAACUUUUGAUCUUUGGGACAGGAAAAACCUUUAUUCCAAUUCCUUUGGAGGUGCGCAACUAUAUAUACAAAUUAGGAUUACAAAUAGAUGUCCUAGACACGGAUAAUGCCUUGGCAACCUUUAAUGUAUUGGCUGAGGAGGGACGAGAUGUCGCCGCCGUGUUCCUACCAAUUCGUCCUACGAACGCUCGGACUG
Molecule: messenger RNA, 347 nt
Organism: Acaulospora morrowiae
Lineage: Eukaryota; Fungi; Glomeromycota; Glomeromycetes; Diversisporales; Acaulosporaceae
Source: the annotation of a GenBank genome assembly